CGAGAGCUCUCGCCUGCUCGCGGUAUCGCGUUUCGAACCUUUUGCAGACCGAUGGGUCUGCGGUUCUACGCUGAUGAGUGGCGUUGACAGCUGUGACUACCAUAAUUUCCUGUCAGGUUCCAUCGGAGCGCCCAGCUGUAGGGUAGGCCGAAAAUGAGCAAAGCUCCAACCGAGCAAGCAUCGAGUCGGAAGUGACGACAGCUCGCGAAAGAGCUCGCAAAGGCUCCAAAAUUCGCUUGCGGGAAUCCCCGCUGGAAUUCGGACAAGUUCGAAAUCGGCUCAUCGGGGUGUGCCUUCGAAUGUCUUGGAAACUCACGGAUUCCUAGCGUCUGAUGAAGCGACGUUCGGAGAGAAGAUCGUUGAAUCCAAGAUGACGCGGCGGAAUUUCUCUCUACCCACCAACUUACUAAUGGAGAUUCAGAGCUCAUUUUGGUUCAGACAUCUUGUCAAAGCUUUAUUAGGAGUUGGGAUCGUCGUAUUCUUUUGUGAGGUGGUCAUCUACUACUUAGUUUUGCUUCAAUGCACUUGGCCCCUCUUGGACAAUGCCUCGAAGGAUGCUGGCAUCUUCUCGGGACGAGUGAACGAUUACCCUUUGAAAGUCAUGAUGAUAGCCGACACCCAUCUUUUGGGCCCAUUCAAAGGUCACUGGUUUGACAAGCUCCGCAGAGAAUGGCAGAUGAGUCGAACAUACGCCACGGCGAUGACUCUGCAUCAGCCCGACGUCAUUGUUUUCUUAGGUGACAUUUUCGACGAGGGACAAUGGAUGGAUAAUAUGCAAUUCAAUAAAGACUUCCAGAGAUUUCAAACGCUUUUCCCAAAACCGAAGAAAUCCACCCUCAUCGUGACAGCUGGAAACCACGAUGUCGGCUUCCACUAUAAGAUGACGAAAUCUCUCCUGUCGAGAUUCCAGAGACUUUUCUCUCAAUCUGAGUCCGGAGUCGAAAUGAUCACCAUAAAGGGGACCACAUUCUUAGUUUUGAAUUCGAUGGCCCUCGAUGGAGACGGCUGCUCGUUUUGUGCAAGCGCCGAAAAAGAUUUGAGUCGGUUCGAGCAAGCACUGAAUUGCAGUUUGAUGGUCCACGAGAAGCGAGCUGUGGAUCAGAGCUGUGAAAAAGCUCUGACGCAGCUACCUCACUACUCCCGGCCGGUUAUUCUCCAACAUUUUCCUCUAUUUCGAUCUGACGAUAGCGUGUGCCAAGAGAGAGAUGAGCCGCUCGGGGCUGCUAUCGAGAAGUAUCGAGAGAGAUGGGAGGUCAUCUCUAAGUCGAUGACGAAGAGACUCUUGAAGUUGAAUCCGCGAGCGGUAUUCAACGGACAUAUCCAUCGCAGUUGUCUAAACGUGCACACAUACGAGGAUCAUACAACCCGAGAAUGGACGUUGAAUUCAUUCAGUUGGAGAAAUACGAAUAACCCGAGCUUUAUAUUGUCAGUAUUCACACCGGAUAACUUCGCGGUAUCAAGGUGCUUCAUGCCAAAGGAAUCAACGGUUCUCUUCACCUACCUUGUAUCUUUGAUGGGUAUUGUUUUAUGGGUUCUGUUCCGACGCUACCGAUGGAUCCGCUACCAAGGAUUCGUGAAACUCCCCUUGCAGCGAUCCUGACGACAACCCGAGAGGGAUCUCGUGAAGAGGGUUUAUUCGGACUCAUCGGUUCGCCGCAUGAGACAAGGAUGAAACAUCUCUGAGAAGCGGGCGGUAAUCGACUCCGCCGACGGGGGUUUCCUGCUCACGACGAAGAAUUCGUCUGUUAUCCUCGUGAUUGGCCUCGCCAAAAUCGACCCGGAAUAUCUCCGGGCCUCCUUCGUAUCCUCAGAUGAUGGAAAUUUGAUUCAGUGACUCCAGAAUGAGUUCUGUACUCUUGCUUACGCGGUGUCUACCGUAUUCAGUUAAAGUUCCCAGCAUAAGUGUUUCAGCCAGUUUGCUCAUUCCGCGUGUUCCGGAGCGUCUUGUAUAAUACAUCAAUGGAGCUCUUCCGCUGACUCGAGGAUGCGGAAGUAAUGUUAGGAUUGUAUCGAUGGCGCACAGCACAAUCGGCUUGAAUCGAAUGAUGGACGAUCGCGACAGGAUAUGCGUCGAUAUCUGUCGCGUCCAUUCCGUGCGGAGCUCGCGGCGUUGGAGAGUAAGCGAGUUGAGGCCGGCGCUCAUGCUACAUCUGGACGAAGCGAUCAAUUUUUGCGACUCGAGAUAUUUCAGGGUCCGGCAUUCAGGGACGGAGAUGUUGGGUCGGUAAGGUAUUUUUCGUAUGGAAAAAACAAUAAAGACCGAGGAAUUUACUCA
Messenger RNA from Galendromus occidentalis (western predatory mite), 2275 nucleotides. It is a transcript of the gene PGAP5, whose product is annotated as Per1-like protein PGAP5. Gene Ontology annotation, molecular function: hydrolase activity. The transcript is spliced from 8 exons. Gene Ontology annotation, biological process: GPI anchor biosynthetic process. Bases 371 to 1600 code for a protein of 409 amino acids. Lineage: Eukaryota; Metazoa; Arthropoda; Arachnida; Mesostigmata; Phytoseiidae. The record is from RefSeq and is a predicted model, not a curated record.